This is a messenger RNA of Nomascus leucogenys (northern white-cheeked gibbon), 3321 nucleotides long. The record is from RefSeq and is a predicted model, not a curated record. Lineage: Eukaryota; Metazoa; Chordata; Mammalia; Primates; Hylobatidae.
AAAAAAAGAGAGAGAGACAGAAUUCUAUGUAGUUGAGGAAUGAAUGGGCCAGUCAGAUUCUGCCCUAAAUAAAAGGAAGAAUAACUGAGAUACCAGCCAUUUCCCUUAUUUCUCUGACAUACUUUUCUUUCUUCAUAGCACCUGGAAUGGAUAAAAGUGGCAGUUUUUGUUUCUUCCCAUGAGGUUGUGUAUCUGGAAUGAGAACCAGGAAAUUAAUCUAGACUAAGACAUUUCUAAGGACCUGGAAUGGCUUUGGGGAGCACCAGGAGGACCCGAAAAGAGUAUUUGAGGGCCUAGAGGGACAGAAGAGUUUGCCAAUAGGAUUUAUGAGAAACAAUUGAUCAGAAACAGCAGCAGAGAAACCUUUUAGAUUUCUUCUGUGGAAAAGUUGAGUCUUGGUUCAAAUUAAGUAAAAUAAACACUGAAGAGAAAUAAAAGUCUCAAAUAUAAAAAGUAUGUUACUUAUAAUGUAAAUUUAGGAAAACAAAUGAAAGGACAUCUUUAAAAUUUUUUAACUAUAGUGAAAUAUUUGUAAAACUUUUGGGCUCAUCUCUAAGAAUUGCUGUGAUUCUGAAACUUGAUAAUAUCUCAAAUAGAGAACAGUUUCAGUGAAAAAUAGCACUUGAGAAUACAUCAGAUGUUCCCAAGAAAGAAGAUCUGAGAAUGGUAAAGUGCCACUGACAAAUAAAUUAUUUACAUACUUACAUAUUACCUUGGCAAACACAAGAGACAUUCAAGUUAAAGCACGGUGCUUGAGAAUACUAUAUUGAAUGCAGUAAAGGUUGGAUUUCAUUCAUAUGUACAACAGAAACUACUUUCUUCUUCACUUCAAGAUUCGGUACAACUGUUCCUGAAUUCCAACUCUCCAUACAUCCCCAUGUCAGGGUCCUUGUAGGUCGGAGCCCUUAUCCAGGUAGAUGAACUGCUGCCCAGUGAACGCUAUGUACACAGCAAUUUGAGCACCAUUCUCUUUUCUGGCAGUGAGGUAAAAUCGGGUCUUUUUGGAAGGGGAGAAGCCACAUUGCAUCUCUGCUACACACAAGAUUACUCUGUCAUUGCCUUUGAGUCUUUCACACUCCCUUCUUCUCAAGCAUCAGUUCUUAUGGAAACUUAUCCCACCUGGGUCCUUUCUUGUGGGCACAUCUUGCUCAAUCCUUCCUCUCUUCAUAUUGUCCCUUUUCCUGUAUUGAGUUAGGGAAAGUAUGCAGGUAUUCCUGUCAUUCCUGACCGAGGCUGUUGUAUCUGUCAAAAGAGAGAAGUAGGAGGCAUUCUGAAAAAUGAUCACUGAUGGCUUGCAGGAGCAAGAGCCAGACAGGAAUUUGGAACUGGCAGCUGUCUGAGUACGUAAGACCUCCACCUCUAGACUAGCUCUUCAGUCAUGGUUAUCCCCUUCAGUCCAUUAUUCUCCAAUACAAUGCCCAUGCCUUCUGGGGUUUUGAGCUAAGUUUUGUUUAGAAAAUGUGGGGGGUUUUUUUUGCCAGUUCAUUAAGGCUUUUCCCUUUGUUUUCUCCUGUUGGUGGUUCAGAGUUAAAUUCAGUAUGAAUAAGAGAGGGAAAUACACAACCCUGAAUUUGGAGGAGAAAAUGAAGGUUCUAAGUAGAAUUGAAGCUGGACGAUCACUUAAAAGUGUAAUGGAUGAAUUUGGAAUCAGUAAGUCAACAUUUUAUGACAUUAAAAAAAAUAAGAAGUUAAUUCUUGACUUUGUACUGAAGCAGGACAUGCCAUUAGUAGGGGCUGAGAAGAGAAAGAGGACAACCGGAGCCAAAUAUGGUGAUGUAGAUGAUGCGGUCUACAUGUGGUACCAACAGAAACGCUCAGCCGGUGUCCCAGUAAGAGGCGUGGAGCUUCAGGCUGCUGCAGAGAGAUUUGCACAGUGUUUUGGGCGAACAGAUUUCAAAGCUAGCACUGGUUGGCUUUUUAGAUUUCGAAAUCGGCAUGCAAUUGGGAACCGAAAAGGAUGUGGGGAACAAGUCCUAAGUUCAGUUUCUGAAAAUGUUGAGCCAUUUCGACAAAAACUGUCCAUGAUAAUUAAAGAGGAGAAACUGUGUCUAGCUCAGCUAUACAGUGGGGAUGAAACAGACCUCUUUUGGAAGUCAAUGCCAGAAAAUUCUCAGGCAAGUAGGAAAGAUAUCUGCCUACCAGGGAAGAAAAUAAACAAAGAAAGGUUGUCUGCCCUUUUAUGUGCAAAUGCAGACGGAACUCAUAAAUUAAAGUCAGUCAUUAUUGGAAAAUCAAAACUGCCCAAAAGUGUGAAAGAGGACACAAGUACAUUGCCUGUGAUAUAUAAACCCAGUAAACAUGUUUGGUUCACCAGAGAAUUGUUUUCAGAAUGGUUUUUUCAGAACUUUGUUCCUGAGGUCCGACAUUUUCAACUUAAUGUUCUAAGAUUUCAUGAAGAGGAUGUCAGGGCAUUGUUACUUCUGGACAGUUGCCCGGCUCAUCCUUCCUCUGAAUCCCUAACCAGUGAGGAUGGUCGAAUAAAAUGUAUGUUCUUUCCCCAUAACACUUCAACCUUGAUUCAACCAAUGAAUCAAGGUGUGAUCUUGAGCUGCAAACGGCUGUAUAGAUGUAAGCAACUUGAAGAGAGUCUUGUAAUAUUUGAAGAAAGUGAUGAUGAGCAAGAGAAAGGAGAUAAAGGAGUUUCCAAAAUUAAAAUCUACAAUAUAAAAAGUGCAGUUUUUAACUGGGCAAAAAGUUGGGAUGAAGUAAAACAAAUAACCAUAGCAAAUGCGUGGGAAAAUCUUCUUUACAAAAAGGAACCUGAAUAUGAUUUUCAAGGCUUAGAAGAUGUGGAUUAUAGAGAAAUUCUUGAAAAAUGUGGGGAAUUGGAAACUAAGUUGGAUGAUGAUAGAGUGUGGUUAAAUGGAGAUGAAGAAAAGGGUUGUCUCCUAAAAACCAAAGGUGGAAUAACAAAGGAAGUUGUUGAAAAAGGAGGAGAAGCUGAGAAGCAGACUGCUGAAUUUAAAUUAUCUGCUGUAAGAGAGAGUUUGGACUACCUUCUUGACUUUGUUGAUGCCACACCUGAGUUUCAGAGAUUCCACUUCACACUGAAAGAGAUGCAACAAGAAAUAGUCAAGAAACAAUUCCAGAGUAAAAUCCAUUCUAGAAUUGGUAGCUUUUUGAAACCUAGGCCUCAUAAUAUUAAGGACUCCUUCAGUGGGCCUUCAACUUCCGCUUCUAAUCAUUAGAUUUUGUGUUUAAAGAUUUCUGCCGUUACAUGAUGUAGGCCAGCUGUGAAUUGUCAUGUUUUAGCAACUGACAUUAUUUUGUUUAUCAGUGCCCAUUUAUAUAAUGGUUAUAAAAUUUACAGUUUGAAAAUAA